This is a messenger RNA of Eurytemora carolleeae, 567 nucleotides long. RefSeq names its product keratinocyte-associated protein 2. NCBI's taxonomy places the organism in Eukaryota, Metazoa, Arthropoda, Copepoda, Calanoida, Temoridae. The coding region runs from base 23 to 418 and encodes 131 amino acids. The transcript has 4 exons. The record is from RefSeq and is a predicted model, not a curated record.
CAUUAUUUUGUUUCAGAGAAAAAUGGUUCUAACAGAGGGGAACUCAUUCCUGGUUUCUUCUUUACUCUCUCUACUCACGUUUAGUGGGAUGCAGGUGUACAAGACCAUGUUUGCCUCUACCCAACUGAUGACUGUGCUGGGUGGGUUCACCGGCUCCUUGCUCUUCGUCUUCCUUCUCACCGGGAUAGGAAACCUGGAGAAGAGUAUGUUUGGAUCAAGUUUCCAGACCCAGCUGUCCGAGGUGGUUUUCUGUCUCCUGGUAGCCAUGAUGGCAUCAGCCACCAUUCAUAGGGUUUGUGCUACCACCUGUUUUCUGUUCUCUAUCCUGAUGGUUCUAGGUCUCACCAAACUCUCAAACCAAACCUAUUCUUCAGUCUCAACCAACACUGCUACUGUACAACGGAAGAAGAAGAACUGAAGAAAACUAUUAUUUUUAUUUUGUGUUAAAUGCAUUUAUUUACUUAUAAUGUUAUUUCACCUUUUUACAAGAUUUGUUGCUACCAUGUUAACUUUGUGUUCUGUAUGUGUUCGGUGUGUUAUUUGAAAUACAUUUUACAACCAUGUUAA